Messenger RNA from Coccidioides posadasii C735 delta SOWgp, 1263 nucleotides. RefSeq lists its product as uncharacterized. Gene Ontology annotation, biological process: fatty acid beta-oxidation; phenylacetate catabolic process. The record is from RefSeq and is a predicted model, not a curated record. Gene Ontology annotation, cellular component: peroxisome. Lineage: Eukaryota; Fungi; Ascomycota; Eurotiomycetes; Onygenales; Onygenaceae. Gene Ontology annotation, molecular function: acetyl-CoA C-acyltransferase activity.
AUGGCUCUUGAGAGAUUAAAUGCUGUCCUCCAGCAGUUGAAACCCGGCACGGGUGGAAGCAGUGUUGUUAAUAAACUUUGCGAGAAGAACCCCGACGAUGUUGUCAUUACCGUCGCAGUUCGAAGCGCCAUGACGAAGGGUUUCAAGGGUGGAUUCAAGGAUACAGACCUUGAUAUGCUUGUCUACGCUCUCAUCAAGGAAGUGUUGGCUCGCUCUAAAAUAGACCCUAGCUUGAUCGAGGAUGUAUGCUUGGGAAAUGCUCUCAAUGGAAAGGCAUCCUAUCUUACCCGUACCGCUGCUCUCGCUGCUGGCAUCCCACACACCGCUGGCGCCGCUGCCGUUAGCAGGUUUUGCUCAUCCGGCUUGAAAGCCAUCCAGGAUGUUGCCUACCAGAUCUCCCAAGGUUCCAUCGACGUCGGUAUCGCCCUCGGCGGAGAGUCGAUGUCUCUUUCUCCCGACAGAGGCUUCCAGCCUGUUGAUAACGAGGUUAUGAAGUGCCAGGAGGCGCAGGACUGCACACAGCCCAUGGGUCAGACAUCAGAGAAUGUCGGUGAUGAUUUCAACAUCACCCGUGAGAUGCAGGACCGCUACUCUGUGGAGUCCUUCAGAAGAGCCGAGGUCGCCCAGAAGUCAGGUUGGUUCGACGAUGAAAUUGUUCCCAUUACGACAACUGUCAAGGAUCCAAAGACUGGAGAAGUCAAGCAAAUCGUCGUCUCUCGGGACGAGGGUCCUCGCUACGGCACCACCUACGAGGGCUUGAGCAAGAUCCGUCCUGCAUUCCCCCAGUUUGGAAAUAAGACCACUGGUGGUAAUGCCAGUCAGAUCAGCGACGGAGUCGCUGCUGUUCUCCUUAUGAAACGUUCCAAGGCCAUUGAACUCGGUCAGCCCAUCCUUGCCAAAUUCGUUGGAGCCACCGUUGCUGGUGUUCCUCCAAGAAUUAUGGGUAUCGGUCCUACCGCUGCCAUCCCCAAGCUGCUCUCCAAGUUCAACCUCCGCAAGGACGAUGUUGACAUCUUCGAAAUCAACGAGGCUUUUGCCUCCAUGGCUGUGUAUUGCGUUGACACACUUGGCCUCGACCACGCUAAGGUGAAUCCUCGUGGUGGUGCCAUUGCCUUGGGUCAUCCUCUUGGAUGCACGGGUGCAAGACAGGUUGUUACCAUUUUGAGCGAGGCAAAGAGAACCAAGGCAAAGGUCCUUGUGACAAGUAUGUGUAUUGGAACUGGCCAGGGCAUGGCUGGUUUGUUUAUAAAUGAGCAGAAUUAA